This is a messenger RNA of Spinacia oleracea (spinach), 4613 nucleotides long. RefSeq lists its product as uncharacterized. Lineage: Eukaryota; Viridiplantae; Streptophyta; Magnoliopsida; Caryophyllales; Amaranthaceae. The record is from RefSeq and is a predicted model, not a curated record. Bases 1253 to 4036 code for a protein of 927 amino acids. The transcript is spliced from 7 exons.
AGAAAUAUCCUCAAACAAAACAUGUAUUUACAACGCAUACCCCUCCUGCAACUCCUGCUGUCCUCCUUUACAUAAAGUCAAAAAGGUGAACUCAAUUCUCACUUUCUCUCUCUAUCAUCCAUAGAAAUCAUCGCGUGUAGAAAAUUUCCCCCUCCCACUUUUUUUAGAUGAACCAAACACCCCCUGGGUUUAUCUCUCUUUAUCUCCCCCUCCAUUUCUGGCAUUCUUCUGCUCUUACACUUAUAAAACAGGAGAGAGAAAAUCAAGAGCAACUGACUGUUUUAUGAUGAUUCAAGAAAGAAGGUGGGUAUAAUCAGUCUCGAAAUAUUAAAAUUCUGCAUAAAAAAAUGGUGUCAGAUUCUUCCUGAAGCAGACCCAAAAAAAAACUAAAAGGAAAAAGGGUUGAUUUUGGUUGGGUCCCAGCUAUCAUCUUCGGAGUAGUGUAUUGUUUACCCUCAACAUUUGUCAAAUUUCCGCUUUUCUUUUUUUUUGUUUGAUAAUUUUGAUUUGAUCAGACUUUAAUGGAAGCUACCCACAUGGGAUUUCGUACAUUAUUUGUGAGUACAAUUUUACAGGAAAAAAAGGGUCAGUGUUGAAAAUCAUUACCCCACCAUUAUUUCGGAUUUGGGACCCUUUUUUUUUGGUCGGUUUUCAUUUCAGCAAAGUUAAAGUUGUGGGAUUUUCAAUUCUUUCAACAAUCAUUACACUCUGGAAGAAUUUCCCUUUUGACACUUUAAUUUUCUGAUUGUUGGAGUGAAAAUAGUAUACCCAAAUUUGAUGCUUUUUUUUCUUCUUCUUCUGGGAAUUCAAUGCUGAAUCUCUAGUUGGGGGUUUUCUUUCGAUUGUUGUACCCCCAAGUUUCAAAGAGUGUUCCGUGUACGUAUCCCCGGCUUUUUUUGAGCAGAUUGAAGAAUUGGGUUGUUUUGCAAGACACAGUACCUAUUUGUUUGAGCUUUAAUUUGGAAGUUUGGAGAGUGCAUGGAAUUUCUGGGGAAAAUUCGUUCAUCUUUUUGAAGAUCAGAUUGUCCAAUUUUGAGGGUUUGGCAUCUUUUUUUUGAGUGGGAAGAAACGUGCAGGUGUUGGAAGUAUUGAUUCCUUGCUAUCAAAUGAAGGUUUGACAGAUUCUUGGUAGGAAUUUUUCUGAUAGCUGGAUUGAAUCAGCUUUUCAAUUUUGGUGGGGUUUUAUUAAAAUUGAAGAAAUUUGGUAUUUUUUCAGGUAGAUACAUUCUGGCUAAGGUACUUGCUGUUCAAUAUGGCAAAGGGAUCAAGAAAAAGGGUUACCAGAUAUCAGAAGGAUCAGUCAGGUUGUAUGUGGGGUUUGAUUAGUAGGAGUAUCUUUGAUUUCCGCCAUGGUCGCUCCUCUCAGAAACUGCUGGUGGAUAGGAAGCGUGGGAGCAGGCGACUAGAUGGGGCUGCAUAUGCAACUAUAAAGCUUGAGUCAUUGACUGAUUCGUGUGAAAUCUGUAAUGAUAUUGAUGGCUCUGUUCAAUGUGAAACAGAAGCAAGUGACAUUAGUAAAUUGAGCGUGAAAGAGCUAAUGGAGGAAGAGAUGCUUGGAGAGCAAGAUCAGAAAAUUCAAGAAAACAUUGCUAAUGGAGAAACAAAGCUGAAUACAACAGGUGAUGGAAGCCAUUUGAAGAAGAAUCGUCGAUGGAUGAGAAACAAGAUGUCCCUUGAUCUAGAUGCUAGUGGCUUCGUUGCAGCUGAGGACUUAAAAGCCGAAAGGCCUAGUCACCGAAAGCACAAAUCCUGUGGUAGCGUCGACUUAAAUGUAAUUGUGGAAGAACUGUGUAGUAGGAUUCACCAGAAGGAUACUAGUUGUCUGAAACAUGUUCAAGAUGGAGAACGUGACAUCCAAUCCACGGAAGAUCCUUCCGAUGUUGAGAAAAGAUUGUGGGAGUCAACAAAGGUUUUAGUGAAUCAUUUUACUGAUGGAAAUAGCUGCAGUAAAAAUGGUAAAAUCCAACCUUCAAAAGAACUCACGGACGCCCUUCAAAUCCUGAAUUCAAACAAAGAUUUGUUUCUGAAGCUUCUGCAGGAUCCCAAUUCACAGUUGGUGAAACACAUACAAAGCUCUCAGGAUAUUCAAGUUGAGGAGGGUAAAUUUAAAGUGCUGACAGGAUCUGACAUGUCACAACAUGAUAUUGGCAAUGCUAAACAACAGAACUUUUGGAGGAGGUUUAAGGGGUUGGAGAGAAAUUCAUCAAAGAGAACUGAUACUUCUGAAGAUAAAAACAGAAUUGUUGUUUUAAAACCUGGUCCACCAAGCUCUACUAAUUCGGGUACGACCACCCCUAGCAGUUCAUUGGCAGAGUCGCCUCAGACUGCUGGAGAUAGAGCUCAAAUUGAAAGAGCAUUUUCUCCCUUUUCCUUCGCGGAGUUUAAGAGAAAGUUGAAACAAGCCAUUAGGAAAGAGCAACAUGGGCUGCAGUCACAUCAAUAUUCAGAUGAGCAGCCAAAUCUGGGUAAUCGAGACAAGAAAAAUAGUGGAGAAACAAUUGGAAUGAAUUCUCCUGGUAGAGACCAUUUCUUUAUAGAAAGAAUUCCUAAAACUUCAGUUGGCAUCAAGAAGGUUGACAAAACAGAAAAGCUAAAAGAUGACAGUGCACUUACCCCUGAGCAAAGGGUGUCCAACAUCUAUAUUGAAGCUAGGAAACAUCUUGCUGAGAUUGUAGGGAAUGGGGACAUAGAUGGGGCAGAUAAUCCCGGCAAAAAGAGGCCCAGGUCUCUUGGUAGAAUUCUUGCUUAUUCUGGUUACAGUUCUCCUAUCUGUAGUCCUAGAACAGAGGGAGCUAUGAGAUUACCACCUAAUGGGGAAUGUAAAAUAGGUGAUGGGAAGGCAUCACAGGUUAUGCAAGCAGCCACUUGCAGCCAUCCAGCUCAAGUGAAGCAAGAGACAGACAGUGAGCUAUGCACAACUGCUGAUAAACCCGUCUGUGGAGCUGAGGUUCCUAUUGUUGAACCUCGUGUCUCUGACAAGCUUCCUCGUGCAGUGAAUUUUGAUAAGCCUUUUUGUGAAACUGAGGUUUUGACUUCUGAAGUUCCCGGGGAAUCUUUGAGAUCUCUUGAUGUGGAAUCCCUGAACGUUAAUGACGGGAUGGAUAUCUCCUCUGAACAAUUCUCAUUACGUCCCAUUUCGAAGAGUGAAUUGGAAGAUAACAGUCCCUCAACAUUUUCCGAGAGAAACCUGCAUCCAACAAGUUUAAAACAGGAUAUAUGUGAAGAGAAUGAACCAUCAUCUUCUUCAAAUGCAUCAAUACCUAUUUGUAAAGUGACUGAGAAUGAUGAAGAUCUAGAUUCUGUGAGUGAUGCAACAAGCAAGCCUAGUCCCAUAUCCGUUCUCGAACCAUUAUUCCAAGAAGAUGACAUUAGCCCUCCUGGAAAUAAGUAUUCAAAUGAGCCUAUUCGACCACGACAAAUACGGUUUGGAGAAGAAAUUUCACCACCUGUAGAACAAGUUUUCAGCUGCAGAUGUGUAAAUGAUGACAAGUAUACGAUUGAGUUUGUUAAAGCUGUGGUAGAAAUGUCUGGUUUGACUUGGGAUGAGCUUCUUAGAAGGUAUUUUCUCUCGGACCAUCUUAUAGAUCCAUCAUUGGUUGAUGAAGUGGACUUUCUUCCAGAUCUGCUUUCUUGUGACUUCAAUGUUCUCUUUGAUCUAAUCAACGAAGUGUUAAUCGAGAUUUGUUGUUUGAACUUUGGGUGCUUGCUAUCACUUGCAAUGCCAUAUGUUCAACCUGAGUUGAAAGGAAAGUAUAUCUUUACUGAGAUAUGGGGAAGAGUCGACUGGUACUUAAAGCUGGAGGGUCCCCGGCGUACACUAGACCAGAUUGUCGAGAAAGACUUAGAGAAACCUGGGAAAUGGUUGGACGUGCAGUUUGAUUGCCAAAGCAUUGGGAUUCAGCUGCAAGAGUCUAUUCUCGAAGAAUUGGUGAAAGAGACAAUUUUGAGCUUUGAUACCGGGGUAUUGGAGAGUGAAAUUUCCAUUCUCAUUCCGACUGAAGCGAAGGAGAGUGAUGUUGUUAAUGUUGAGGUAUGAAUAUAAUUGACUUCCAUCCAAGGAUUUGACUUCCAUUUGGGGCAGUCAGGAAGAGUCGUGGAAGUUGAGUAGACUAGUUUGCAGCCUAACUAUACAUGAGAACUUCCGAAGCACAAAUCUGAAAUCUGCCCGUGUUUCAAUACUUGGAACUAAAGUAACAUCGGAUUGCUGAUAAGUUUCACGAAGAGUUGUCCGGAACAACUUCUUGGGUAAAUGCUGCUGUAGGUAGUGAAUAGCUGACACAACGAGUUCCCUACUUUGUUAGUCAUGACAGGUUCACAAUGCACUCGAAGUUGUGGAGAUAUUUUUUAUUGUUUGAGAAGUUUGUAGGUAAUAGUGUAAGUGUGUAGCAUUUUGAUCGAGUUGGAGUUGGAGUUGGAGUUGGAGUUGGAGGGUGUGCUGGGUUUGUACAUUUUUACUUGGGUGUCUGUCUACUGGGGAAGAUUGAUUUUAGUUUGGUCGUCCCCUUGAUUGUCAUAGCUAUAAGUCUAUAACUAUAACAGAGUGUGUAUAAGCAGUGUUUAUGUGUAAUUAGAAAAUAAAGUAAAUCACACAUAUACACAUGUUUUCAAAUAGA